AAACUUUUCAUGAAAUCCACACAAAAAAAUCAAUUAAUUCCCAAAUAAUGUUCCAACAAAUGAUCAAAGAGCACCAAUCAAAGCAAGCAUCGCGCCGAGAAGAACAAGAAAAGUUGAGAAAAGAAGCAAUUAUCGCCUCAAACGAGCUAACAUCGAAUCUCGUGGAUCACCUGAACGUCGGAGUAGCCCAAGCGUAUCUCAACCAAAAACGUCUCGACAUCGAAGCGAAGCAACUGCACGUUCAAGCCAACAAUUUCGCCAAACAAACGCAUCAGUGGCUCAAUUUAAUCGAGAAUUUCAAUCAAGCAUUGAAGGAAAUCGGCGACGUCGAGUGUUGGUCAAAGACGAUCGAAGGGGAUAUGCGAGUUGUGACCUCCGCAUUGGAAAUUGCUUACAAAUCGGCUCGCGAAAAUCAAAGUCAGCCACAACCGCAAUAA
This is a messenger RNA of Culicoides brevitarsis, 437 nucleotides long. RefSeq names its product biogenesis of lysosome-related organelles complex 1 subunit 1 (gene Blos1). The record is from RefSeq and is a predicted model, not a curated record. Lineage: Eukaryota; Metazoa; Arthropoda; Insecta; Diptera; Ceratopogonidae. The transcript has a single exon. Gene Ontology annotation, biological process: endosomal transport. Bases 48 to 437 code for a protein of 129 amino acids. Gene Ontology annotation, cellular component: BLOC-1 complex.